Molecule: messenger RNA, 1877 nt
Organism: Anopheles funestus (African malaria mosquito)
Lineage: Eukaryota; Metazoa; Arthropoda; Insecta; Diptera; Culicidae
Exons: 2
Coding region: 229-1458 (409 amino acids)
Biological process (GO): RNA polymerase I preinitiation complex assembly; nucleolar large rRNA transcription by RNA polymerase I; transcription elongation by RNA polymerase I
Cellular component (GO): RNA polymerase I complex
Molecular function (GO): DNA binding
Source: RefSeq, a predicted model, not a curated record
CAUACGAAAUCUGUCAACGGAAUAUCAGCGGAUCUAUUUGCGUGCAUUAGUUUUGCCGUAUUAAAAGAAGAUGUACAUUUUUUGAUGAAAGUGAUUUGAUCCUGAAACGAAUAAGUGUUUUACUAGCUAUUGUACCAUUGAGGCAGAUCGGAGAAUCAAUUUCAGACAAAGAAACAAACAAAAACGAUAGUGUCCUUUGAAGUGAAGCUAGCAACACGUGGUGGCAACAUGUCUAGCAAAAUAACAAAGAUCGAGGAAUUAAGUUCACAGAAAAACCAUCCGGUUAUACUGGAAAACUUCCAAACGUACCUAGAGCACCGACAGCACGAUAUGAAAUGUUUGCUAGCGAAUGAUCGUACCUUACCGAGGGUUGGCGCAGAUGUUGCUAACAUGGUGCUGGUGACAGGCGAAAAAGAAAUGUAUUACAGCCAUAUUAAGAUGAACUCACCGGAGUCAGAGCAGCCUGACCAGUUGCAGACAUUUGUGGCCCGACGCAACCGCACAACAGGCAAGAUACGACUGGUUGAGGUCAGAUCCAGCAACUUGAUGCAUAUCAGUCACGACCGACCGGCGAGUGAUCCGACGGAUAAUGAGACGGACGAGCGCCGUCGCUUGCAGCUACAGAGAAAGUUUAAUGCACAUUGGGCGUACCUGCAGGACAAGAAAAAAUACAACCGCGUUGAUCUGUCCAUGAUGGAAGAAAAGCUGCAAACCAUUAUGGCUGAAACCGUGGUAAAGGAUGUGGCGGAAUCGGGCCUGACCAAAGCCACUGCAGUCAAUGAUGAGUUGCAGCAGGAACUGCAUGCAAAGUCUAACCCGAACGCGGAAACGCUGGCCAAUCUGUACGAUGCACAGAGAGUGAUCGGUCCAGAUGAGUGGCACAGCCUUACCAAACCUGCCCAGAAGCUGCUGGAAAUUCCGGUCGAAUAUUUGAGCAUGGCCAACGUCUACCUCGAGAACAAAGUAAAAGCGAUCAUGCAAUCGGAGACACCGUCCACUGAACCGAACCUUGCCGUUGUGCGUACCUGUAUCUACAUGGAUGUAUUGGCGCAGCUGACGGGGCCCAAGGCUUUCCGCUUGACAAAGAAAGACACCAGUGUGUCAUCGUUCACCCAAGUGCUUGACGAGCCGAUCCGACAGAACUUUCUGCAACGCAUCACCGCUGCGGGCGACAGGGUCACGAAGUACACACGCACCAAAGCGAUGAUGUACUAUAUGGCCCUGGUGUUUGCACUGGAGGGCCGUCACGUAGUAGAUCUGAACACGAUUCAACAGUCAUUGCAGGUAAAGCGCAUCGAACUCAUCAACUGCGCAUCUUUGGUUGGCGCCCGAUAUAAUUCGAAGGAAAGUAACUUUACAUUGAAAACGUUCCAACCCAAAUCGGAGGAAGAUCGCAGCAAUGACUUGUUAGAGAUGUUACGAGGGUCUUCCCGUGGUAAACGGUAUAGUAGAAAUUAAUCUCCUUCGCCUUGUUACACGUCACAGUUAAGGCGGCAUUAAAAGUCGUCUACCGUACCAUGUUCUUCCUGAAAAAAAAAAUAAUCGAUUACUAUCGAUGCAGCAGUGCAUGUGAAUGUUUUCACCAGCUUCCUCACAGGAUGUUGAUUAAUAACGAAUCACGAUCAAUCCUUUUUCCCAGCUGAAAAGCUAAAAGACACAAAACAUAUACCCACAAACAGACUUAGGCAACAAAUUGGCUCUUAAUCAAGUGAUUUGUCCUAAGCAUCAGACAAUGCUAAGAACAUUAGGUAAGCCAGGGAAUAUAAUGUGGAAUCAUAAUAAUAACAGUUGGGUUAUUUGUUUCCAGUUUUUAGAUCGAUUUUGUACAACCCACUGAUGCUGCUAAUAAAUCUAUUGAUACAAAACCCAACAACAAA